Pseudomassariella vexata is the source of this 1718-nucleotide messenger RNA. Its product is annotated as phosphatidylinositol-4-phosphate 5-kinase-domain-containing protein. NCBI's taxonomy places the organism in Eukaryota, Fungi, Ascomycota, Sordariomycetes, Amphisphaeriales, Pseudomassariaceae. Gene Ontology annotation, molecular function: phosphatidylinositol kinase activity. The record is from RefSeq and is a predicted model, not a curated record. The transcript has a single exon. The coding region runs from base 67 to 1251 and encodes 394 amino acids. Gene Ontology annotation, biological process: phosphatidylinositol metabolic process.
CACAGCCUCAUAAAUUCAUAAUCCCGUUCUUCGCUACUUAUUCAUAGAACGAAGAAAUCUCCCAGAAUGGCGCGCAGGGAGACUUUGAUCGCACGUUCGAUCGUUUAUUCGCUGUUGACGGCGAACCGCGACGGGGAACCCAAGCGCCAUCCCUCCCUCUUGGCGCGCAUCUUCGGCCUCUUCAACCUCUACUGGCUAACAUUCCAGCUCGUUCGGGAGGAUCUCUUCAGCGCACUUCGAGACUUUUGGGCAAUCAGAGACGAAGAUUACAAGGCGAGCUUCGACUCGGAGUCCAAGUAUGACAGGAACAAGAAGAUUGACUCGCUGCACGCAAUGGGCGACAUGGGGUACAGUGGCUCGACCUUCUACCGCACCAGUGACAGCGCCUAUGUAGUCAAGUCGGUCCCGCGUCGUUUCGAGCACAUGUUCUUCAAAAACGACAUGCUGCUGCCGUAUGUAGACCACAUGCACGCCGAGCCGUCCAGCCUGCUGGUUCGCAUCACCGACUUCCUUGAGUGCACGCAAAAGAGCAUCGGCACCCUGCUAGGGCUCGCGCCGAGCCACCACAUUGUCAUGGAGAAUAUUCUGUACGGGCAGGAUCAGUACUCCGACGAAGGACCCCAGGCGAAGUGGGAAUCAUGGGAUUUGAAGCCAACUUCCUACUUCUACCCGGAACGAGACGUCGUGGGCGGUGCCCUCGCAUCAGAGGCUACCAAGUCCCGGCUUGCGGACAAGUUUGACGACAAAGUUUACCUCAGUCUUAACGAUGCCGAGGACUUCAAGGCGCAACUUGAGAAGGAUACCAAGCUACUCGCCAACUGCAACGCUGUUGACUACUCCCUCUUUCUUGUCCGGGUCUCCGCAGAAGUAGCGCCUGACUCGGAAGCCCAGCCAGACCUCCAGUCGGGCGAGACGAGCAGCCAGCCCGUUCCACCCGCACAACCACCGUUCGCCCCUCCGGGACUUCCGACCUGGCGCACCGGCAUCAAAUCCAGCGAUGGGAAGAGCGUGUACCGGGCGGCUAUCCUGGAUUUCUUCUGGGCGAAGCACACGGCGCACGCCAAGGCCAUGACGGGGCUGAUCGAGAGCUACAAUGUGAUUGAUGAGCAAGGGCCCAUGAGCGUCACGACGACGAGCUCGGAGUAUCGGGAGAGGUUUUUGAGGAUGUGUCGGGAAAUGGUUGAGGUGGAGAGAGGUUGGAAUGGUCAAGGACAGGUUGAGGAACAAGGCGAGGAGAAUGGCGACUCGUAGUACCAUAAACGGAGUCAGGACAUUAUGGAUCUUGGCGUUAGGUGGCUCGGCAUGUUUCAUUCUUCAGAUACCCACUUGAUACAACAUGGUCGCCGCGCUCACAACUUCGCGCGACCGUGAAGAUACACAAGCACCCAACUCUAGCAUCCAGCGACGCAGCACCGAGUAAACAGCUAUGAAAAGACGUUCCGUUAGGUUGACGCUUGUGCUCCCGGAUUGCCCGGGAAUCGUUGGACGACCCGGCCCCGGGCGCCAGUCCAGCAAUGCGAUAUUGACUUUGAUUUAGAGUUUUCUCCUCUUAGCACAUAGUUAUAUAGGAUGCUGCGUUCCACAUCGCAGAUUGAACUUCUAUGGCAGUCGCAUUUGUGGGGCAAUACUUGGGAGAGGUCCUGGUAUAUAGAUAGGAUGAUUCUUGCGUCUAUGUUAACGAAGGUACUAUACGCACAAACAUAGGGACUUGCUGAGCA